AUGGCUGCCAUGAAAUUCUCUUUGGUUCUUUUGUUGACUUGCAUCAUCUCCCUCCAAGGCAUUCUUGCUGAUAUGAUCUGUGAGAAAAUGCCUAUAAAUUUGUGUGCCUUUUCAAUAUCAUCGUCUGGACAACGAUGUUUGUUAGAAAAUUUAAUAAAAGACGAUGGGAAGGUGGAGUACCAGUGUAAGACAUCAGAGGUGAUGGUUGAGAGUAGCAUGUCCGAGUACAUAGAAACCGAUAAGUGCGUAAAAGCAUGUGGAGUUGAUCGAAAAUCGGUUGGCAUGUCGUCGGAUUCCCUGCUUGAGCCAACUUUCACUUCCAAUCUCUGUUCCCCUGCAUGUUUCAAUAAUUGCCCUAACCUCAUUGAGCUCCAUUUCAACUUGUUUGCGGGUGAAGGGUUUUUUUUGCCUAAUUUGUGUGAGGUGCAACUGACCAAUUUUGACAACGAUCUCAACAAAUACACUAAAAUUAUAUCCCAUAUACUUCUAAAGAAUAUUAAUAAUUCAUGA
Molecule: messenger RNA, 510 nt
Organism: Ipomoea triloba (trilobed morning glory)
Lineage: Eukaryota; Viridiplantae; Streptophyta; Magnoliopsida; Solanales; Convolvulaceae
Exons: 1
Coding region: 1-510 (169 amino acids)
Source: RefSeq, a predicted model, not a curated record